Molecule: messenger RNA, 996 nt
Organism: Kwoniella shivajii
Lineage: Eukaryota; Fungi; Basidiomycota; Tremellomycetes; Tremellales; Cryptococcaceae
Exons: 8
Coding region: 1-996 (331 amino acids)
Biological process (GO): isoprenoid biosynthetic process
Molecular function (GO): prenyltransferase activity
Source: RefSeq, a predicted model, not a curated record
AUGGACUACUCCAAUCUGCGCAAAACCCUCAAGACUCCAGGAUGGAGCGAGUCUCAAGAAAGAACUAUACUUGAACCAUAUACCUAUAUAUCGAAAAAUCCAGGGAAAGAAUUUCGAUCAAAGUUGAUAGAAGCUUUCAACUUAUGGUUGCAAGUACCUGAAGCAGACUUGAAAGUAGUUACGAGGGUAGUAAGGAUGUUACACAAUGCUAGUUUACUGAUGGACGACGUAGAAGAUAAUUCAGAACUUCGACGUGGAUUACCUGUAGCUCACACCAUAUACGGUAUACCGCAAACCAUAAACACAGCAAAUUACGUUUACUUCCUGGCCAUGCAGGAGCUCCUGCAGCUCAGGACGAAUGGAUGUACAGAUGAAGCAAAAGGGAAAGGUAAAGGCAAAGAUGUUGAUGUGGUUGGCCUCGUAACUGAGGAACUUCUGGAGCUUCAUAGAGGACAAGGCCUUGAUCUAUUCUGGAGGGACACUCUUACUUGUCCUACAGAGAAAGAAUAUGUGGACAUGGUCUUAGGCAAAGCCGGAGGAUUACUGAGACUGGCGGUCAAGCUGAUGAUGGCAAAAUCCGCUUCGGAAGCCGAUUACGUCCCACUCGUAAACCUGAUAUCUGUAUGGUUCCAGAUCCGAGAUGAUUAUAUGAAUCUCCAAUCUAGCGAGUAUGAAGCAAAUAAAGGAUUCGCAGAAGAUCUGACCGAGGGAAAAUUCAGUUUCCCUGUUGUACAUGGAGUGAGAGCGGAUGAUCGCAAUAGACAAAUACUGAAUAUUUUACAGAAGAAAACAAAUUCAACAUCGCUGAAGAAACAUGUUGUAGAUUAUCUUCGAGACGAAACGAAAACCUUUGUGUAUACGAAAAAGAUAUUGAUUGAAUUGCAAAGACAAAUUGAGGAUGAGAUCGAAGAUUUAGGUGGGAAUGAACCUCUGGAGAAAGCUCUUAAGUCUUUAGCGGUGAAAGAGGAAGAAGAUGAUGUUCCAGGGAAUACUUGA